Molecule: messenger RNA, 1565 nt
Organism: Babjeviella inositovora NRRL Y-12698
Lineage: Eukaryota; Fungi; Ascomycota; Pichiomycetes; Serinales
Gene: URA1
Product: dihydroorotate dehydrogenase
Exons: 1
Coding region: 88-1383 (431 amino acids)
Biological process (GO): 'de novo' pyrimidine nucleobase biosynthetic process; pyrimidine ribonucleotide biosynthetic process
Cellular component (GO): cytoplasm; mitochondrial inner membrane
Molecular function (GO): dihydroorotate dehydrogenase activity
Source: RefSeq, a predicted model, not a curated record
UACGAACCUCUGUGCACUCGCGAAAUCCGGGUUAAGAAAUUUAACUGAAUUUUCAAGACCCUCUCCACCUCUCUUUCUUCUCACACAAUGCUUUUGAACAAUACCGUAAAGAAGGCGGCAAACACUGUAUUCAAGAGAUCAGUGGCCACGCGCCCAGUCUUGAAAUCGAGUAUCUUUCCAAAAGCGCUCUUGGUGACGGGAGGGUUGCUCGGGUUGUCGCUCACGUCGUACUACCUUUUGAAUGCCAGAUCUGCAGUCCAUGAGUAUGUGUUCUGCCCGUUGAUUAGAGCGUUCACUGAUGCUGAAGAUGGCCAUAAAUGGGGAGUUGCCCUUAUGAAGUACGGUUUGGUACCGAAGUUGUUCGACGACCAGGACGACGCGGUCUUGGCAACCUGUGUGUUCGGUAACAGAGUCUUGUCGAACCCAGUAGGGUUGGCUGCUGGUUUGGACAAAGAUGCCGAGGCGAUUGACGCGUUGUUUGACUUUGGUUUCGGCUACGUCGAGGUCGGGUCGAUCACCCCGGAGGCCCAGCCAGGUAACCCACAGCCAAGAUUCUUUAGGUUGCCUAAGGACGAUGCCGUCAUCAACAGAUACGGCUUCAACUCCACGGGCCACUGGGAAGUUGCCACCAGAUUGAGACUUAGACUCGAGAAGCUCGUGCAAAGGUAUGUGGCUUCCGAGACCAACGCGUUCAGAGAAAACAGAAUGUUGGGAAUCAACUUGGGGAAAAACAAACACGGCGAAGAGGUGAACGAUUACGUGUUAGGGGUCAGAAGGUUAGGACAGUUUGCAGAUGUGUUGGUUAUCAAUGUGUCUUCGCCUAACACCCCGGGUUUGCGAGACUUGCAGUCCGAGUCGAAGUUGACCAACUUGUUGAAGACCGUGGUUGCUGAGAGAGAUAUUUUGAAGGUAAACCGAUUGGGCCAGAAGCCACCAGUGUUGGUGAAGGUGGCGCCAGAUUUGAGCGAGGUGGAGAUUGCCUCCAUCGCGCAGUCUGCGAAGGAUGCCAAGAUCGACGGAAUCAUUAUCUCCAAUACCACCAUCCAGAGACCGGUUGACCAGUUGAGAACCAAGGACUUGGAGUUGGUUAACCAGAUGGGGGGCUUGUCUGGAAAGCCGUUGAAGCCGCUCUCUUUGCAGGCUUUGAGAACCUUGCGCAAGUACACCAAGGAAUCCGACUUGACGAUCAUCGGCUGCGGUGGAAUUUCCUCCGGAAAGGACGCCAUAGAGUUUGCCAAAGCCGGUGCUAACUUUGUGCAAUUGUAUACGAGUUUUGCCUACAGAGGCCCAGGCUUAGUGGCCAAGAUCAAGGAUGAGAUCACCGCUGAGUUGAAGAAGGAGGGCAAGACUUGGAAUGAGAUUGUUGGUGAAGAUGACAAAUAGACAAGGUGAUGCAUAGCGAGGCAAGGAUAGCAGAGUGGAGUCUCUUAUGGUAAAGCUAUCUGACUAAGCAUCUCUAGGGGCCAUAAAGUUCUGUGAGCCUAACGGAACUUUAUAAGCUCUUCUAGUAUAGCCAAAACUAUAAACUUAUAGAGAGGAAUUAAAUACACCUUUGACUAGUACGC